UCUCCUGCGCAACAGCAGUUCUUCAAUGAACUAUACACGCUCCCCCACGAGACAAUUCUAUCUCUGUGUCUUUUGGCUGGUCCCCUGCUAGCCCGGGGUCCACACGUUACCUACUCCGUUCCAUGCGGAACAUCUGCCGGUGUUCACGUCUUGGUCGUCUUGCUCGCUCGCUUGUUUGCGUGGAGUGGCUAGACCUGGAGUGGGGCGGAGUGGCGUGCAGACGUGUUCAGGUGAUCAUACGCUGCCUCUCUGUACCCCCUCUGUUUUUCCCCAGUCGCUGGUAUGACUGUGACUGCGGUUUAGGACGAUGCAGACGAGCAGAAUGCAUCCGUCUAGCUCCAUCAAACGGCAUCACCAACCGUGUAUUCCUUCAAGGGCGGCACGAACCCAGCCGUACCGACACCAAGCCAGGUCUCAAACGCACGCUGUAGCAACACUGCUUUAUCCGAGAACAUCGAGUGGAGGAGAUGGAAACAGCGCCCAGGUGGACGACUCUAAUGUACACCAUACACCUACCCAGUACCAUGCUCAGGCUGAGGCAACUCACACAAGACACCACAUCGAAAUCGAGCUUCGCGCCAUCUCACUCCCGCAUCUAUCUAGCAUGUGCACUGUUCGCAAGAGUAUCGACGGCGGGAGUAUGGGCCUUUGCUUUGGUUUGGCGCUUGAUCUAGGGAAUCUGGUGCAGUCCGGGCUCGGGAUUCGGUCUUGCGAGCUGGCACGGCGGGCCUGCGCCACUGCGUUUAAGAACCCACGGAAUGUGACAAAGCGCAACUCUCCGCCGCAGGCUACUAUUCUGCGAGCAUCGCGUUUCGCGUGAUCUGGUCGGAUAGGGGGUUUUCAUGCUGAAAUCAGGCUGGUGUAGGGCCUGAGACGGGUUAGGGUGAGGAUGAAGUGAGGUGUGAAGGUGAUUGCGAAGCCACAAGAUGACGCACUC
Molecule: messenger RNA, 937 nt
Organism: Didymella exigua CBS 183.55
Lineage: Eukaryota; Fungi; Ascomycota; Dothideomycetes; Pleosporales; Didymellaceae
Exons: 1
Coding region: 308-820 (170 amino acids)
Source: RefSeq, a predicted model, not a curated record